Sorex araneus (European shrew) is the source of this 1488-nucleotide messenger RNA. RefSeq names its product DMRT like family A1 (gene DMRTA1). Gene Ontology annotation, biological process: regulation of transcription by RNA polymerase II; sex differentiation. Gene Ontology annotation, molecular function: RNA polymerase II cis-regulatory region sequence-specific DNA binding; DNA-binding transcription factor activity, RNA polymerase II-specific; protein binding. The coding region runs from base 1 to 1488 and encodes 495 amino acids. The transcript has 2 exons. The record is from RefSeq and is a predicted model, not a curated record. Gene Ontology annotation, cellular component: nucleus. Lineage: Eukaryota; Metazoa; Chordata; Mammalia; Eulipotyphla; Soricidae.
AUGGAGCGGCCCCAGUGCGGUGCCCGGGAGCGCAGCGGCCGGCCUCACCCGGCCCUGUCGCCGGCCUUGCCGAUCCCUCCCGGGAUCCCCGUGCCCCCAACUUUCCUGCGGCCCCCCGGCCUCUUCCUGCGGGCGGCCGCCGUCUCGGCGGGCGGUGGGAGCGGGGGCUGCCCGCCGGCUCCCGGGCUGGAGCGGGGCGCGGGCGCGGGGGGCUGCGGCUAUCCGCGGACGCCCAAGUGUGCCCGCUGUCGCAACCACGGCGUGGUGUCGGCGCUCAAGGGCCACAAGCGCUUCUGCCGCUGGCGGGACUGUGCGUGCGCCAAGUGCACCCUGAUCGCCGAGCGCCAGCGCGUCAUGGCCGCCCAGGUGGCGCUGCGCCGGCAGCAGGCCCAGGAGGAGAGCGAGGCCCGGGGGCUGCAGAGGCUGCUCUACCCCGCACCCUCGGCGCAGGUCCCCGGGGGUCGGGCUGCGGGGGCUGGCCCGAGCAGCGGCGGCAGCGGGACGGAGAGUCCCCAGGCCGCCGCCGAAGGCCCGACGGCGCCGGUGACGGCACGCGCGCUGAGCGCCCUGAGGCGCGCCGGGGGUCCGGCCACCCCAGCUUUCGAACUUUUCCUGCCCGACGUGACGGGCGGGAAACCAGAGCAAAAAGAGAGUAAAUGUGACACAUGCCAGAGUGGUCAAGAAGAACUGAUCUCCAAAUCUCAUCAAUUCACCCUGGGAUCAUUGCCUAAGUCUAAGGAUGUCAUUGGAAAACAAAAUGUCAGGUCAACUCUUCCAGAAAACUCAUACAAGGAUGAUAGUGUUCUGUCACCACAUCCCAGGGAACAAUCAGGAGGUGAAGAAAGUCCCAGAUCCUUAUCCUCCUCUGAUCUGGAAUCUGGAAAUGAAAGUGAGUGGGCCAAAGAUUUCGCUGCAACCAGAGACAGCCUUCCCACAGCAACUUCAAAAUCAAGAGACCCUCUUGACAUUUUGACCAAGAUUUUCCCAAGUUACAGGCGCAGCCGACUAGAAGGUAUUCUGCAGUUCUGCAAAGGGGAUGUGGUUCAAGCCAUUGAACAGGUUUUAAAUGGGAAAGAACACAAACCAAGCACCAGGGACCUAGCAAGCUCAAGAGAAUUGGAAAGUACACCUUUUCAGAGAGCUUCAAAUUUUAGUUUCACUGGAAUUGGUUUUGGAACACUAGGGAAUAAAUCAGCUUUUUCCCCUCUUCAGACCACUUCUGCUUCUUAUGGAGGUGAAUCAAAUCUCUACAGCUUAAAUCCUAGACUAGGAAUCAGUCCAUUGCAGCUGGCAUAUUCUUCUUCAGGAAGAGGACUAUCUAGUUUUAUGUCUCCUUACCUAACUCCUGGAUUGGUACCAGGCUUGCCUUUCCGACCAUCAUUGGAUUAUGCCUUUUCAGGGAUGAUCAGGGAAUCUUCUUACCUUCCCAGUAAAGACACAGUAACUGGUGGUAGAUUGUAUUCCAGGCCAACUGAGGACAAUCUGUAA